AUGUCCCCAGCCUCUCGGCCUGGCCAGGGCCCGCCACCCCCAGCAACAACAGCGCCAGACCAGCUCGUCAGCGCCCGCGACGGCAGACGGUACUGGCAAGGCGUCAGUGCCGACGUCGAUGGCAUGCUCGGAGGCGUCCCCUCCAUGCCGGGCUUCGGCUCCAUCUCCAGGAUCGAUCUCCAGGGUUCCCGUACCUUUUUGGCUAGGCUGGGCAUAGGUCUCAAGGGCGGCCGGCGGCCCAUUUCGACUGUCCUCGAGGGCGGAGCAGGCAUCGGCAGAGUCACCGAGGGCCUACUGCUCCCCUUGGCAGAGCACGUCGACAUCGUAGAGCCCAUGUCCAAGUUCACCGACGUGCUUCAGGGCAAAAGCGGCGUCCGCACCGUCUUCAAUGUUGGCCUCGAGGACUGGCUGCCUCCGCCGGGCGUCGAGUACGACUUGGUCUGGACCCAGUGGUGCCUGGGCUACCUCAGCGACGACCACUUGGUGCGCUUCUUGCGCCUCUGCAAGACGGUGCUGCGACCCGAGUCUGGCGUCAUUGUAGUCAAGGAGAACCUCAACACCAGCGGCACCGACCUUUUCGAUGCCACAGACAGCAGUGUGUUAAGAGAAGAUCAAAGCCUGCGAGACAUCUUUCAAAAUGCAGGACUCGAGCUGGUCAAGACGGAGCUACAGCGCGGAUUCCCCGAGAUGUCGACGAAGAGGCUGUAUCCCGUGCGCAUGUAUGCGCUCAAGCCAUGCUAG
Messenger RNA from Hirsutella rhossiliensis, 741 nucleotides. RefSeq names its product adoMet dependent proline di-methyltransferase domain-containing protein. Bases 1 to 741 code for a protein of 246 amino acids. Gene Ontology annotation, biological process: N-terminal protein amino acid methylation. Gene Ontology annotation, molecular function: N-terminal protein N-methyltransferase activity. The transcript is spliced from 3 exons. The record is from RefSeq and is a predicted model, not a curated record. Lineage: Eukaryota; Fungi; Ascomycota; Sordariomycetes; Hypocreales; Ophiocordycipitaceae. Gene Ontology annotation, cellular component: cytoplasm.